AUGGCGACCACAGCGUCUAACCACUACAGCCUGCUCACCUCCAGCUCUUCCAUGGUGCAUGCGGAGCCGCCGGGGAGCAUGCAGCCGGGCGCCGGCUACAGGGAUGCACAGACGCUGGUGCAGCCGGACUACACGCUGCAGAGCAACGGGCACCCGCUCAGCCACGCUCACCAGUGGAUCACGGCGCUGUCCCACGGUGGGGGAGGCGGCGGCGGCGGGGACUCGCCCUGGUCCACCAGCCCCCUGGGCCAGCAGGACAUCAAGCCCUCGGUGGUGCAGUCCGGGGGCCGGGGGGACGAGCUGCAGCAGCACCAGCAGCAGCAGCAGCACCAGCAGCAGCAGGGGAGACCGCCCCACCUGGUGCACCACGCCGGCAGCCACCACGCCGCCGCCGGGGCAUGGAGGACGGGCGCCUCGGCUCACCUGCCGCCCAGCAUGGCCUCCUCCAACGGGGGGCAAGCGGGGCUGCUCUACUCCCAGCCGCCGGGCUUCACGGUCAACGGGAUGCUGAGCCCCGGCCAGCCGGGCUUGCACCACCACGGCCUGAGGGAUGCCCACGAUGAGCAGCAGCAGCAGCACCACGGCGGAGAGCACCCCGGGGGGCACCCGCAGCAGCACCCUCCGCACCAGCAGCAGCAGCACCCCGGGGGCGGCGGCGGGGGCCACCACGACCCCCACUCGGACGAGGACACGCCGACCUCGGACGACCUGGAGCAGUUCGCCAAGCAGUUCAAGCAGCGCCGGAUCAAACUGGGAUUUACCCAAGCGGACGUGGGCUUGGCCCUGGGCACCCUGUACGGGAACGUCUUCUCGCAGACCACCAUCUGCAGGUUCGAGGCCCUGCAGCUGAGCUUCAAGAACAUGUGCAAGCUGAAGCCUUUGUUGAACAAGUGGUUGGAGGAGGCGGACUCGUCUUCGGGCAGCCCCACCAGCAUAGACAAGAUCGCAGCCCAGGGGCGCAAGAGGAAAAAGCGCACCUCCAUCGAGGUGAGCGUCAAGGGCGCCCUGGAGAGCCACUUCCUCAAGUGCCCCAAGCCCUCUGCCCAGGAGAUCACCUCGCUGGCGGACAGCCUACAGCUGGAGAAAGAGGUGGUGCGAGUGUGGUUUUGUAACAGGAGACAGAAAGAGAAACGCAUGACUCCCCCGGGAGGGACUCUGCCCGGAGCCGAGGAUGUAUAUGGGGCAAGUAGGGACACUCCACCACACCACGGGGUGCAGACGCCUGUGCAGUGA
This is a messenger RNA of Terrapene triunguis (Three-toed box turtle), 1233 nucleotides long. It is a transcript of the gene POU3F2, whose product is annotated as POU class 3 homeobox 2. Bases 1 to 1233 code for a protein of 410 amino acids. Gene Ontology annotation, biological process: brain development; regulation of transcription by RNA polymerase II. The transcript has a single exon. Gene Ontology annotation, molecular function: RNA polymerase II cis-regulatory region sequence-specific DNA binding; DNA-binding transcription factor activity, RNA polymerase II-specific. NCBI's taxonomy places the organism in Eukaryota, Metazoa, Chordata, Testudines, Emydidae. Gene Ontology annotation, cellular component: nucleus. The record is from RefSeq and is a predicted model, not a curated record.